AUGGCUGAUAAUAUUGAUAAUGAUUUGUUGAUAUCUCUCGUAGAGGAACGUCCAGUUCUCUGGGAUAAAACCAUAGAAGAGUAUAAAGACAAAGAUAAGAAAAAUAGUGCAUGGAAGGAGGUCUGCCGAAGCAUUUUUCCGACGUUUGACGAGCAAACUAAUAAAGAAAAAACAAAAAUCGGAAACGAGGUGUUAAAAAAAUGGAAGAAUAUGAAAGACAAUUUCACAAAAUACGCAAAAAGGCUUGAAAGUUUAAAUAAAUCGGGCGCUGGUGCAACAAAAGUCAAAGAGUACCAUUUCUACAAGCAACUCAUGUUUUUAAAAAAAAAUGCUGCAAACGUAACGGACUCGAGCAUAGUUGAGGACCAAGAAAGUGACGAAGAUGGCCAGAAAGAUGAAACUGCAAGAUCUCGGUACCAGCCUUGUUCUCGGAAAAGAAAAGCAACCGACCAAUUUGAGUCAGACAUACUUCAGGCCUUAAAAGAGGCAGAAAAUAGACAUCUGUCGUUUUUCAAAGCUAUUUUACCGUCGCUAAACAAAUUAGACGAUCAUCAAACUUUAAUAUUUCAAAGUCGCGUCUUACAAGUACUCACUGAUCUCCACCAACCGUCACCAAAUAGUUACCAUAGCUCAUUUCAAAAUAGUUACCAAAGGUCUUACCAAGUCCGCUCAUCUUACCAAGAUGGUAACCCAAGACCCAACUCGUCAGCAUACGAAUCCGGUUACCAAAGACCCCAACAAACAUUUAAUAAUCAUCCACCAACAGUCCCUUCAUCAGGUCCUAAUUAUUUACAAACACCUGUAGAACCAGUCUCCAACGAAAGCGACAGUCAAUCAAACAAUGAAUAUGAAUUUGAUUUUUCUUAA
Messenger RNA from Cydia amplana, 867 nucleotides. RefSeq lists its product as uncharacterized. Lineage: Eukaryota; Metazoa; Arthropoda; Insecta; Lepidoptera; Tortricidae. The record is from RefSeq and is a predicted model, not a curated record. The transcript has 2 exons. Gene Ontology annotation, molecular function: DNA binding. Bases 1 to 867 code for a protein of 288 amino acids.